Messenger RNA from Rotaria sp. Silwood2, 1001 nucleotides. Lineage: Eukaryota; Metazoa; Rotifera; Eurotatoria; Philodinida; Philodinidae. The record is from the annotation of a GenBank genome assembly.
UGGCUUUUCUUUCUUUUGAAACUAAAACGACCAUAACAAUAUAUAUCGACUUCUGAACAAUAUUGCCAAGAUGUGAUCCUUUAUGUAAAAGUAAACUCAAAGGCUGUUCGAAAAAUAUGUGAUUAGUUUUCGAGACAUUACUCCUUACUUGUUUCUUUUUAUUUCACGUUUUUGUUCAUAUAGACUCAAUAUGACAAUCAUUUUAUUAUAUAUCCAAUACGUCCUGAAUGCUCAUUAUCAUAUUCGCGAUCAUCAGAAACAUAUAUGCUUACGAAAGAAAAUCAGUUUUUUUUAUUUAUGAUUCGUUUACGUCGAGCAACUGAUGAACAUGAACUCGGAAUAUUUUUUAACAUCUCUCAAACCACUGUUAGCCGGAUUAUUAUUGCAUGGACUCGAUUUAUAUAUUCAGUCGUUAGUUCAAUCUCACUUUGGCCGUCAAAGGAACAGGUGCAACAAAAUCUGCCAUUUGAAAUCAAAAAAAAUUAUCCAUUAGUACGUGUAAUCGUGGACUGCACUGAGUUUGAAAUUGAACAACCAACUAAUCCUCAAGCUCAACAAAACACUUGGUCCACAUAUAAAAAUACAAAUACUGCUAAAGCACUUGUUGGUAUUACACCAAAUGGAGUAGUAUCCUAUAUUUCACCUCUUUAUGGUGGUGCUACAUCUGACCGUAGCCUUCUCAAUAUGAUCGGUGCCGGAAGUCUUAUAGAAUUAAUGGAGCCUGGUGAUCAAAUAAUGUCUGAUCGUGGUUUUGCUCUUGAUCAUCAACACUCACAUUUAACUCUCAUUCAUCCACCAUUUCUAGAGGGCAAGUCACAACUGUCACCCUCAAAAGUUAUCGAAACUCGCAUCAUUGCUCGACAUCGUAUUCACGUAGAAAGAUGUAUGGGAAGAAUAAAAAACUAUAAAUUACUCAAUGGUGUUAUUCCAAUGAAACAAGAAAUAACACAACAUUAUGAAGCAAACCCAGGUUUUCGUACCUUUAGCAGUAUUUGUAUUUU